GCCCCGUACCUGAUAGGCGGGUCUCGACCUCGCAAAGAGUUGCGCCGAAGGGUUAUCCGUGUCAAGAUGGCAUCCUGAAUCCCAAAUGCCGGUUGAAGACCACGGGACUUCGUUGAUUGACUAUUUCCAAUCAUAGUUUCAGCACCAAAGACUGGGCAUCUCGGCUUCUGGCGGGCAAGCGCCUCUCCACGCUCACCAACUUUCUCGGAGCGAACCCCGGUGGACGAACAUCGAGUCGACAGUUCGGACAGUCGCACUCCGCUUGCCCAACAUUCCCGCACUUUCGACUCGCCUCAAAAAUGCCAUCUUACGAUGCGGGCGCCGGCGUUCGCCAGAGACGGCCACGGAGGCGCCGGCAAGACAAGGCGCCCCUCUCGGCGCGUCUGGUGCUUGACGACCAUGUCAAAACCGACGUCGGCAUCGUGUCCGAGGAUCUGUUCGCUGAACUCUUUUCCCAUCUGCAGGACGGUGUGUUUCUCCGCACCCUGCCCUCUAUUCUAAACCCCCAUGCUGAGUCCGUUUCGCACAUUGCAGCCCACGAUCAAGGGAACCAAGCCCCGAAUCCACCAAGCCACCUACACAUUGCCAUCGCCCCAUGGACACCGUCUCAUUCUCCCGAAUCUACAAAUUGGGCAAUAGUGCCCGUCACGCCGUCGUCUGCCCUCGCUCCUUCGACCAUACAGUUCUCGCCCUCCUCCCUCGCUCUACAGUCGUUUGCCGUGAACCUGAAACAGGUAGCGCCCUCACAGUUGACUGCCCGGAGUAGGAGCGGAAUUGAGGUUUUAGUUCUGGAUGUUGCUGCCAUUGAGUUGGACACUGUCUUUGUGAAUCUCGAAGGAGAGUUGGCCAAGAGACUUGAGAAUGGAGAAGGUAACUUCUUCCGGGAACAUCCCACUGGAGGCAAGGUCAAGGCCCUGGCUGCCUCAAACCCUGAAGGGCGCUUGACGGCUGCGUUGCGGACUGCCCUCGGUACAUUGAAGGUCGUCCACACCGGCGACCUCUUCCCGCUCCCUCUGGCGCCGCACCCCGUCACUCACGUGCCCCCAAACCCCGGCAAGAUCACGCUUUGCGAGCCUGUCGCCCAGGGCAUACUGGGCCCGAACACCAAGAUCAUCGUUUCCCGCGGCCGCGUCCACUCCAAGCACAGCCAUUCCCAGGCCCCAAUCCCCCAAGCCCGGGGCCUAAAUGGUACCGCCGAGGACGACGAAGACACGUCGAAUGACCAAUUCUUCUCUGCCACCGAGGAAGGCGUCCGGACAGACGCUACUGCCGAGACGGAUGCCACCGCGACUGAGACGGAAUUCGAGGAACCAGAGAUGGAAGAAGACGUGCUGUCAGACGACUCAAUGGAUGAUAUGAUAUCCCUUCAGGCCCCCACCUUGUCGUCCGCCAUUACGAGUGGAAUAGGCACGCCCACUACCAUGGGACGUGGGCGGCGGACCAAUGGCGUUAGUGGCGCGGCAUCUGUGUUUUCGAGCUUCACUGCGACAACCGUUAAGCCAGACCGGCCCCGCGGCCGCUUGUUUAAGGCCCAUGGACUCCUUCAGCCGAUUCCGCCGGACGUCCUACAUCCGAAGCCCGCUUGCGUCGACGAUGAAGAGGCGCGCAUCUACGUUGAUACAAAAGAGCUGACGAGGAUUGGCUGUUUCUCUGGCGACUGGGUACGAAUCGAGGCGUCCAAGCCGCCACCUGUGAAUGGUUUUGGCGCAUUCGGCCUGGGAAGCUUCGUGGAAGAGGAUUCGGAUGAGUUGGAUUGGAGGCCUGCAAGGGUCUAUGGCCUGCCAGAGGGCUACUCCAACCGUCCCGUCGCCCGCGUAGCAAGCUCCAAGUACGAUGGCCGGAGGAUGUCCUUCUUUGACUCCCAGGUCCAGCGGUCCUCGAGUCCCACCGUGUACCUUUCUCCAAUUAUGCUGUCGAACCUGGAGAAUCCCCCCUACCUCCGCCUCUCCCCUAUCAGGCGUGGUACGCAGGCAAAGGGGCCACAAUCAAGGUCGUCGGUCUCCAUUCAGCCGCCCUUCGCUCGCGAGGUGAUAUUGCAGCAUGUCAGGACUCCGGUUGCGGUUGAGAGGGAUGUACAGACUGCAGUCAUGGCUGGGCUAAAACUCUAUUUUGAGAGAAGGUUACGAGUGAUCAAGACAGGCGACUUGAUCGCGGUUCCCAUCGAUACCCAGCUUGGUCGCGCGCUUCAGGAGUCAACUGCAGCUAGCGAUGAAUCAGCUGUCGACGAUGUGUUGGGCAUGAUUGCCAGUGGACGGCCAGAUCGCAACCUAAAGUACGACGAAGUCGCAUGGUUCAAGGUUGGCCACGUCCAACCGAUGAAGCAGGAUUCGGCCGAAGAGAUCGAGGAAGAAGAUGACCCCUGGGGCACGGUUGCUUGUGUGGACAUCUCCAUGGCGCACUUGGAGCAGACCGGCUCCGUCACGAGCCGCGUCCCUGGCACGACAUCAAAUACUUGGCCAUACUAUUUGGGGAUCAAGAAACUCCCCAAGCAGCAUAGAGGUCCUUCGAACCCGCUCCUGGCUGAACUAGAUCGGCAACACGUCUCGCCACUGAGGAGGAGACUCCGGGAGCUCAUGGCCGCUGCCACCAGCAAACCAGCCCUCCACCUCAAGAUGCCCCCUGUGGCGAUCCUGCUUGUCUCAGCGCAGCGGAGUAUUGGUAAGGCCGCAACGGCGAUGCAGGCCUGCGCAGACAUUGGCUUGCACACAUUCACCAUUGACGCCUACGAUAUCGUAAACGACUCUGGCGCGGGCGGGAGCGACGUGAAGACGGCUGGCUUCCUGGCCUCCCGGGCGGAGCGUGCCAUGAGCUGCGGGCCAGACUGCUGCGCUCUCCUCAUCCGCCAUAUCGAGGCCCUGACGGCCGAUCGCAUGGUUUCUUCUAUCAAGGAGAUCCUGGCGGAUACCAGAGUUUUGAUUGCUACCACGACGGAGGUGGAAAAGGUGCCCGACGGCAUCAGGGCCGUGUUCACUCAUGAACUGGAGAUGAGCGCGCCGGAUGAGGCGGAGCGCGAGGGCAUUCUUCGAUCCAUCGUCGAUGACCGCGGGGUACUCCUUGAUCCGGAAGUCGAUCUUGGCGGUAUCGCCCUCAAGACAGCCGCGCUCGUGGCAGGAGACUUGGUCGAUGUCGUCGACAGGGCUCUCGUUGCUCAGCGGUCUCGCCUGGAGCAGCUCUCAGCGAAGGCCACGAGCAAGGACCAAGCCGUGACAGUCCGUGACGUACAACUCGCCGGCGGCCCGGCAGCGUCUGGCCUUACAAAACAGGACUUCGAGGUUGCUGUCGAGGCCGCGCGCAAGAACUUUGCUGACGCUAUUGGCGCGCCAAAGAUUCCCAAUGUCACCUGGGAUGACGUGGGAGGGUUAAACAACGUCAAGGAAGCCGUGACCGAGACCAUCCAGUUGCCACUGGAGAGGCCAGAGCUCUUCGCCAAGGGCAUGAAGAAGCGGUCGGGCAUCUUGUUCUACGGGCCGCCUGGUACAGGCAAGACGCUUCUAGCCAAGGCUAUCGCCACCGAGUACAGCCUCAACUUCUUCAGUGUCAAGGGGCCAGAGCUACUUAACAUGUACAUUGGUGAAUCCGAGGCCAACGUGCGGCGCGUGUUCCAACGGGCUCGUGACGCGAGGCCAUGUGUGGUGUUCUUCGACGAGCUGGAUUCCGUCGCACCAAAACGCGGGAACCAGGGCGAUAGCGGCGGCGUCAUGGACCGCAUUGUCUCGCAGCUGCUCGCGGAGCUCGACGGCAUGUCUGGCGGCGAGGACACUGGAGGCGGCGUGUUCGUCAUUGGCGCGACCAACCGACCGGAUCUUCUCGACCCGGCUCUGCUACGCCCAGGGCGCUUCGACAAGAUGCUGUACCUGGGUGUAUCAGACACGCACGAGAAGCAGCUCACCAUAAUGGAGGCGUUGACAAGGAAGUUCACCCUCCAUCCCUCGGUCUCCCUCCGCGCCGUAGCCGAGCGCCUCCCGUUCACCUACACGGGCGCCGAUUUCUACGCCCUUUGCUCCGACGCCAUGCUCAAGGCCGUCACCCGGCAAGCCAGCCUGGUUGACGCCAAGAUCAAGGCCAUCAACGCCGACCUCGCGGCGCACAACCUCCGCGCGCCCAUCUCGACCGCCUACUUCUUCGACCACUUUGCCACGCGCGAGGACAUAGCCGUCAUGGUUACCGAGCAGGACUUCCUCGACGCCCACCGCGAGCUGAUUCCCAGCGUGAGCGCCGGCGAGCUGGCGCACUACGAGCAUGUCAGGGCCACGUUUGAAGGGAACAAGAAUAGUAAAGAUAAGGAGGGCAGGGAGUGGAUUAAUGGGACUGCUGCUGCGCCGGCUGCGGCGAGGUUGGGGCUGGCGGGGCGGAGGACCGCCUCGGGCGCGUCGGCGAGGAGCGUCGGUGGGAAGGGGAAGGGUAAAGCCCCUGUGGGAAAGGGUAAAGGGAAGGCAAUCGCUCUGGGGAGCGAGGAUGAGUAUGACGAAGGGGGCGAUGAUCGUUGCGAUCACGAGUCGGUCGUGGAGGGGUGUAGCCCCAGGGACAAAGGGAAGGGGAAGGAGAUUGCGCCGCCAAUCACGGCAGCUCCGUUUGGGGAUGGGGCGGGGAGUGGUGACGAUGGGUUAUAUGACUAG
Molecule: messenger RNA, 4616 nt
Organism: Parathielavia appendiculata
Lineage: Eukaryota; Fungi; Ascomycota; Sordariomycetes; Sordariales; Chaetomiaceae
Product: AAA-domain-containing protein
Exons: 2
Coding region: 300-4616 (1438 amino acids)
Biological process (GO): protein import into peroxisome matrix
Cellular component (GO): peroxisomal membrane; cytosol
Molecular function (GO): ATP binding; ATP hydrolysis activity
Source: RefSeq, a predicted model, not a curated record